UCCUCCUCUCUUUUUUUCCUCCCCGCUUUCCCCACAGAAAGUGUGCUGCCGGUCUGCGAGCUGGAGAGACACUCAGACGACACACGAGAGAGAGAGAAGUCUUCAAAAGCAAACUUUGCAGCAGCAUCUUGCAUUUUUUCGGCUGUGAAUGAAAGAGGACUACUACUUCAGCUUUUCCUUUAUCCAACAAGGGCUUUUUUCCUCGUAGAAAGCAGCAAUGCUUCCAUUCUACCUCUUCACUUUUGUUGUCGCCAUCCAAGCCCACAACCAGCUGCUGCCAGGCUCUUGCAACUUUGAGUCCAACACCUGCGGAUACACGUCAGAUGCAGAGUUUAUGAGCUGGACCCUGCAUGAAGAUGGCCGUUUUGUCACGCUGGAAGCGGCCAGAAAUGAGGACCAGGAGGACUUCACAGGUGGUGGUGCCGACCCACAGACAGAGAUCACAGGGGUGCUGCUGAGUCCCCUUUUGGAGCAUGAUGACUGGAGCUGCCUGAGGCUUGUCUACCAGAUCACGGAGUCAGGAAGCCUGGAGGUCCUGCAGCGCACCGAGGGGAACAGCUUUGACAGGCCGCUGUGGAGCAGCCGGUCGCCCUCUGACAGCUGGGUGGUCUCAAGCAUUGACCUGCAGAACAAUGCCAAGCCUUAUAGGGUCGUCAUCGAAGGUAAACCUGGGCCGAGCAAUGGGAGCAGCGUGGCCAUCUUUGAGAUCCACAUCAGCCCCGGAUACUGCUUGGAGUGUGAUUUUGAGGAGUCUCACCUGUGUGGAUACAGUAACCAGUGGAAUGCCAACGUAAACUGGUAUGUGGGAGGAGGCGGGGUCCAAAUAUACAACAAUGAUAUGCCAGAUGAUCACACAUACAGUAACAGGACAGGUCACUUCAUGUACGUGGACUCCAUCUACAGCAAGACUUUCAAGGAAGUGGCCAAACUCGUUUCUCCAAUGACGACGGUGCCGAUGUCCGGCUGCCUGAGUUUUCAGUACCGGCGCAGCGCAGAGAGAGGAAACCUGUUCUCUGUUUUCACCCGGGAUCAGCUGGGUCAGUACCAGGAGCUGUGGAGGGCAGGGCUGGAGAAUCAGAAUGACUGGAGCGAGAUUCCUGGGGAGUGGAUACCUGUGCAGGUGGACCUGAAGGCACCGUACUCAGCACAGGUGGUCUUUGAAGUGGCGUUUAACAGUCCAAGAGGCGGGCGUGUUGCACUUGACGACAUUUCCUUUUCUCCACAAUUCUGCACCACAGACACCGAGCCGACCUUUGACCCCUCGAUCGCCAACUGUGACUUCGAGUCUGGUUUCUGCCUCUACACCCAGCACCAGGUGAUGAGUUCACCGUGGAGGAGAGUGUCCGUGAAGCCCAACAUAAUCAGGAAUGGAGACCACACCACAGGUGCAGGAUCUUUCCUGUUGGCUCACUCCCGGCUGGGCCCACGCUCCGGCUACGUUAGCCGCCUCAUCGGUCCAACUCUGCCCGGGAACAUGAAGUACUGUCUGAGAUUUUACUUCUCCUUGAGGGGUUUCAACCAGACGGACCAGGCCCUGGCUGUUUAUCUGCUGCAGCAGCCAAGUGGCACCCAGGAGAAGAUCUGGACUCAGGCAGAGAGGUUGAGGGGAGUCUGGAUCGCAGCGGACGUCACCUUCCAGACGUCACAGCCUGCCAAGGUGGUCUUCCUGAGCACCUGCAGGAGCUUCUGGGACUGUGGCUCUGUGGCUCUGGAUGACAUCAGCGUGAGCCUCGGGGACUGCGAGCUGACGGCAGGCCUGCUGUUGUCUCUUUUCCCCGGACGCUGUGACUUUGAAGCAGGGAUGUGUGGUUACACUCAGGACAAGAAAAGAGACGCUGCUGACUGGGAGAGGAGGAGAGGACCCACCCCGACCUCGUACACCGGACCCAGAGGGGACCACACAGCAGGAAUUGGAUACUACCUGCACAUGGAGGCAUCGCCGAUGCUGCCUGGUCAGAAUGCCCGGCUGCUGUCCCGCACCGUGAGGGGAACCAGGGGACCCCUCUGUGUUAGCUUCUUCUACCACAUGUAUGGCUCGGGCACAGGCCGGCUCAACGUUCAUAUCAACAAGUACGGAAAGGAUGAGCUGCUGUGGCAGAGAAGCGGCGAGCAGAGCAUCGCGUGGCUGAAGGCCCAAGUCGAGUACCAGUGUGAUACCCAGCAUCAGAUUGUGUUUGAAGCCAUCAGAGGUUCUUCAGUAAGGAGUGAUAUUUCCAUUGAUGAUGUUAUCUUGGAAGGUGGACCUUGCCCAGAAAUAGAGAUCAGAGCCACCGUGGGAACCUCCAAUGAGAUCGAGUAGAAGGGUGGAAGGAGGAAAAACGGCGUACGAUGCUUAUCUCCCUCUUCCUGUUUUUUUGCACAUUACAGACAACUCAAACUGCCGCCGAGUCCUGACUCCUGCAUGUCGAUCUGAACAUGUGGGCAAAGGAAACUUCUCAUGUAGUUUCUCUUUUCCGUGGAGUGACACAUACCGGUCAUGUCACAGUCAACAUUUCUCUCUGCACUGUAGCAGCAGUGAGCAUGUUAAAGUGUUUUUCUUCACAUAUCUAUGCAUUAGAUUAAUGCUCAUUGCUCAAAUAAAGCGAGGAGGUUCUUUAA
This is a messenger RNA of Archocentrus centrarchus (flier cichlid), 2598 nucleotides long. Its product is annotated as MAM domain-containing protein 2-like. The record is from RefSeq and is a predicted model, not a curated record. The coding region runs from base 218 to 2299 and encodes 693 amino acids. Lineage: Eukaryota; Metazoa; Chordata; Actinopteri; Cichliformes; Cichlidae. Gene Ontology annotation, cellular component: membrane. The transcript has 15 exons.